Messenger RNA from Arabis nemorensis, 2886 nucleotides. The record is from the annotation of a GenBank genome assembly. NCBI's taxonomy places the organism in Eukaryota, Viridiplantae, Streptophyta, Magnoliopsida, Brassicales, Brassicaceae.
AUGCCUCAAAGACUUGUACAGUCCUUGAGAAUCGGCAAAGCUGUCCAUUGCCGGAGCUUGAUACUUGGAAUGGAUUCACAAGGCAGAUUAGGCAACGCCAUUGUUGAUUUGUAUGCCAAGUGUGCACAAGUGUCUUAUGCUGAGAAGGUCUUCGACUCUCUUGAAAAGGAUGUAACCGCGUGGAACUCGAUGCUCUCGAUGUAUUCAAGCGUUGGGCUGCCAGCGAAGGUCUUAAGGAGUUUUGUAUCAUUGUUCGAGAAUCUGAUUUUUCCAAAUAAAUUCACUUUUUCGAUUGUUUUAUCAACCUGUGCUAGGGAGAGGAAUAUAGAGUUUGGCAGACAGAUUCAUUGCAGUAUGAUAAAGAUGGGACUUGAACGCAAUUCGUAUUGUGGAGGGGCUCUAGUUGAUAUGUAUGCCAAGUGUGAUCGUAUAGGUGAUGCUCGACGAGUUUUCAAUGGGAUAGUGGAUCCUAAUACAGUUUGCUGGACAUGUUUGCUUUCUGGCUAUGUCAAGGCUGGUUUGCCAGAGGAAGCCGUCAUAGUAUUUGAAAAGAUGCGGGAUGAAGGACAUCGGCCUGAUCAUUUAGCUUUUGUGGCUGUCAUAAAUACGUACAUCAGUUUGGGGAAGCUGAAGGAUGCACGUCUAUUGUUUGGGGAGAUGCCAAGUCCAGAUGUGGUAGCGUGGAAUGUAAUGAUUUCAGGGCAUGGGAAACGAGGAUGUGAGGCGGUAGCUAUUGAAUAUUUUCUCAAUAUGCGGAAAUCUGGUGUUAAAUCGACUCGUUCUACACUAGGAAGCGUUUUGAGUGCCAUUGGGCUUGUAGCAAAUCUUGAUUUAGGCUUGGUCGUUCAUGCAGAGGCUAUUAAACAAGGCCUUGCCUCCAAUAUUUAUGUUGGCAGUUCUUUGGUCAGCAUGUACUCGAAAUGUGAGAAAAUGGAGGCUGCUGCAAAAGUAUUUGAAUCUUUGGAGGAGAGAAAUGACGUCUUAUGGAACGCGAUGAUAAGGGGCUAUGCGCAUAACGGCGAAGCCCACAAGGUUAUGGAACUGUUUAUGGAUAUGAAAUGCUCUGGUUUUAACAUUGACGAUUAUACAUUUACAAGCCUGUUAAGCACAUGUGCUGCAUCUCAUGAUCUAGAAAUGGGCAGCCAGUUUCACUCACUUGUCAUCAAGAAGAAGUUAACGCAAAACUUAUUUGUAGGAAAUGCAUUAGUAGAUAUGUAUGCUAAAUGUGGAGCUCUGAAAGAUGCAAGGAAGAUUUUUGAGCUCAUGGGUGAUCGUGAUAAUGUAUCCUGGAACACAAUAAUUGGAGGUUAUGUCCAAGAUGAGAAUGAGAGUGAGGCUUUUGACUUGUUUAAGAGGAUGAUUUCGGGCAGUAUGGUAUCUGAUGGAGCAUGUUUGGCUAGCAUACUUAAGGCGUGUGCAAAUAUUCAUGGUCUUUAUCAAGGAAAACAAGCUCACUGCCUCUCUGUCAAGUGUGGCAUUGACACAGAUCUUCAUGCUGGUAGCUCACUCAUUGACAUGUAUUCCAAGUGUGGGGUCAUUGAAGAUGCACGGAAAGUUUUCUCGUCUAUGCCUGAGUGGAGCGUUGUGUCAAUGAAUGCUCUAAUUGCAGGUUAUUCACAGAACAACUUAGAAGAAGCUGUAGUUCUCUUUCAAGAAAUGCUGACAAGAGGUGUUAACCCAUCUGACAUCACGUUUGCCACCAUUAUAGAAGCUUGCGAUAAACCAGAAACUUUGACCCUAGGAACACAAUUCCAUGGUCAAAUAGUAAAGAGGGGGGCUUUAUAUGAGGGUGAAUAUCUAGGGAUUUCUCUUUUGGGCUUGUACAUGAAUUCAAGUAGAAUGGCGGAGGCUUGUGCUCUCUUCUCAGAGUUACCAAGCCCUAAGAGUAUUGUUCUUUGGACGGGGAUGAUGUCAGGGCAUAGUCAGAAUGGUUUCUAUGAGGAGGCUUUGAAGUUCUACAAAGAAAUGCGUCAUGAUGGUGCUCUACCUGACCAGGCAACCUUUGUCACUGUUCUCCGAGUGUGUUCUGUCCUUUCCUCUUUAAGAGAAGGUAGAGCUAUCCAUUCUAUUGCCUUCCACUUGGCUCAUGACUUAGACGAGUUAACCUCUAACACCCUAAUUGACAUGUAUGCUAAAUGUGGGGACAUGAAAAGUUCAACACAAGUUUUCCAUGAAAUGAGGCGUAGAAGCAACGUUGUCUCAUGGAAUUCCAUGAUCAAUGGGUAUGCGAAAAAUGGUUACGCAGAAGAUGCCCUUAAGAUCUUUGGUUCCAUGAGGCAAGCCCAUAUUAUGCCAGAUGAAGUCACAUUCCUAGGUGUUCUAACAGCUUGUAGCCAUGCAGGGAAAGUGUCAGAUGGACGGAAGAUUUUUGAGAUGAUGAUUAGUCAAUAUGGUAUUGAUGCGCGUGUAGAUCAUGUAGCUUGUAUGGUUGAUCUUCUUGGGAGAUGGGGCAAUCUUCAAGAAGCUGAUGAUUUCAUCAAAGCGCAAAAUCUGAAACCAGAUGCAAGACUAUGGUCAUCUCUUCUUGGUGCAUGUAGAAUCCAUGGAGAUGACAUUAGAGGAGAAAUUGCUGCUGAGAAACUUCUUGAAUUAGAACCACAAAACUCGUCAGCUUAUGUUCUUCUUUCAAACAUAUAUGCCUCACAGGGUCGUUGGGAAAAGGUCAAUGCUUUGAGGACAGCCAUGAAAGACAGAGGAGUCAAGAAGCUACCUGGAUGUAGCUGGAUUGAUGUGGGACAAAGAACACACAUUUUUGCUGCAGGAGACAAAUCUCAUUCUGAUAUAGGGAAAAUUGAGACAUUCCUUGAAGAUCUAUAUGACUUGGUGAAAGAUGAUUCCAUCGUCAAUCCUGAUAUCGUGGAACAUGCUUCUCUUGAUUAUGUGUAA